This is a messenger RNA of Grus americana (Whooping crane), 2690 nucleotides long. Its product is annotated as LIM homeobox transcription factor 1-alpha-like. Gene Ontology annotation, biological process: neuron differentiation; regulation of transcription by RNA polymerase II. Gene Ontology annotation, molecular function: DNA-binding transcription factor activity, RNA polymerase II-specific; RNA polymerase II transcription regulatory region sequence-specific DNA binding. Bases 1 to 1275 code for a protein of 424 amino acids. NCBI's taxonomy places the organism in Eukaryota, Metazoa, Chordata, Aves, Gruiformes, Gruidae. The transcript has 9 exons. The record is from RefSeq and is a predicted model, not a curated record. Gene Ontology annotation, cellular component: nucleus.
AUGGCGGUUCAGCUCUGCGUCGCGUCACCGGUCACCAACGGGGUCCUUGGGCUCCAGGACCGCACCAGGAUCGGGCUCCCUCCCACAUUUUCCACCCCCGCCCCGGCUGCCGCUAUGAAGACGGAGGAGGCUCCGUCCUGCCUGCAGCAGGCAACGCCGGUCCUGGGCUUCGGUUCAGACUCCAAGAUGCGGGAGGUGUGCGCUGGCUGCGACACCCCCAUCUCCGACCGGUUCCUCCUGCGAGUCAACGAGCGCUCCUGGCACGAAGGUUGCGUGAAAUGCGUCGUCUGCCUGCAGCCGCUCUCCGGGACCUGCUACUGCCGCAACCGGCAACUCUACUGCAAGCACGACUACGAGAAGCUGUUCCAGACCAAGUGCAGCAGCUGCUUGAAGGCGAUCGCCCCCUCCGAGCUCAUCAUGCGGGUGCUGGAGAACGUCUACCACGUUCACUGCUUCUACUGCUGCGAGUGUGAGCGGCGCCUGCAACGAGGAGAUGAGUUUGUGCUCAAGGAGGGGCAGCUGCUGUGCCGCAGCGACUACGAGAAGGAGAAGGAGAUGCUGAGCGCUAUCAGCCCGGCACCCACUGAGUCCGUGAAAAGCGAGGACGAAGAUGGCAGCCACUCGCACGGCAAAGGCGGCGAGGAGAGCAAAGACCACAAGCGUUCCAAGCGCCCGCGCACCAUCCUCACCACGCAGCAGCGUCGGGCGUUCAAGGCCUCCUUCGAGGUUUCCUCAAAACCUUGCAGAAAGGUGAGAGAGACGCUGGCAGCCGAGACGGGCUUGACCGUGCGGGUGGUCCAGGUCUGGUUCCAAAACCAGAGAGCCAAGAUGAAGAAGAUCGCUCGCAGGCAACAACAGCAGCAGCAGCAACAGCAGGAGCAAGAUCAGCUGGGCAACCCUCGCUUAGGGACCGGGAGAGGGACCGGUCGCAACAGCAGGCAGAGCAACGACGACAGCGAAGACGGCGCGAGCGUUCACGGCCUCGAUGGGCUGAUGGUCCCCUACCCCCGGAUCCCCCAGCAGCAGCUGCUGCCCCUGGAUCAGAACGGCUACAGCACAGACUUGUACAGACAAGGGCUGACGCCGCCCCAGCUGCCGGGAGACCAUCUGCACCCCUACGACUCGGAAGGAGUGUUUCACGAUAUGGACAGCGACAGCAUCAGCCACCUGGGAGACUGCUUGCUGUCCACGGCCGAAGCCAACCUCCUCCAAGCCCGUGUGGGCAACCCCAUUGACCGACUCUACUCCAUGCAGAGCUCCUACUUCACAUCCUGACCAUAGAAAAGCUGCCAGCUCUUCACGAGUAUCUCGGAUGGAUGCUGCUUCAAAUUUAGAACGAGGGUGAGGGAGAAGAAACAAGACUGAGACCUUCAGAGACAUUCCUUGAGCACUGCACAACGGAGGAGGCAGCUAGGUCUGUCACACACCUAAGCACUAAUUCAUGGAGACCUUUCACGGCCCGGAGGACUUUGGAUCGCCUCUCUCCUUUUUCCUAGCCACGAGUAGAUCGAUGGUAUGAUGUUGUUUAGCUGUAACUUUAGCAGUUUGUCCAGUGUUUAAGCUUUUGAGCAUUAUGUCCUGCAAACAAAGACUGGCCAAGCGAACCAGAGCUGCUCCUAGAAGUAGGAGGUGCCCCUUCCCACAAGAACUCGGUUUAUUUAAGUCUUGCUUGCAGCUGAGCUGCUCGCCGUGCUGUUUUGCCUCAUUUCCCAAUCCAGACGCGCGGGCUUCAUGGGACAAGGUUAAUUUUCGACAGUAAAAUCCGAGGUCCUGAGGCAUCUCUGAAGGAUGCCACCGCUGCUUCGGAGGUUUUCUACAGGGUUGGCAGUCAGUCGGACCAGGACGGGUUUUUUUUAACGUUUGACAUUUCAGAAACGCGCAGUAGUUUGGCCCCUGAUUGAAAGGGCUAUGCUCGAGUAUCUGCUUCAAAAACAACAGAAUAUUUAUCUUCUCUCACGUUCAAGGAUGCCAAGAGAAGUGUAACACACCCACAGCGAGUUAUCUAUCGCCUUUAUGUCCGUCUGUCUGUCUGUCUCUAACGGGGCAGUUCUACUCCCUGUAUGGACGGGACAAAGACUUAAUCACAGCUGCCGGCCACACUAAUUUCUGAUUGUUUCUUUUUUAAAACAGCAAAGUGAAAUGCUUUUCCUCUAAAAAUAUUUCUGCUAGAAAGCCCUUGCUCCGUAGGUCUGUCCAGAGCAGGAUUUCCCACCCCGACUCACUUCACCGAAGGCAUCCUAGCACCUCGCUUCCCACCAAGCGACGAGAGAAAGGAACCGGAUUGCAUUAUCCUACAACGCGUCCCUGCCAAGUCGCUUAGCUCCAAGAGGUUUUCGCUUUGAGAGCAACCCGGGGGCGACAUCAGGACUCAGGCAAGAGAAAAGCAUGUCCCCGCUGCGGAUCGGCAGGAAUAAUCCGUUUUCUCUGCCCACCAUAAUGCCACGUUACCAGAACCGGGUCGGCAGUAACGCUAACCCCCAAAAAGGGCAAGAAAGAGAGAGCAGAGAAUGGAAAUCUGAAUUAUUACCAAAGGGAAACUCUUUAUUCUCCUACCUAGGACCCAAGUCUGGGAUUUGGCUCUUUCUAUGGGUGAAAGACAGCCGGUAUUCCUGGAAAGGUCAGGUUUUCCCAAGAGCCUGCUUACGGCACGUCCGCUGAAGGAAUACGGUCCUCCAGAACUACCCUUCCCU